Molecule: messenger RNA, 2786 nt
Organism: Melanotaenia boesemani (Boeseman's rainbowfish)
Lineage: Eukaryota; Metazoa; Chordata; Actinopteri; Atheriniformes; Melanotaeniidae
Gene: pak4
Product: p21 protein (Cdc42/Rac)-activated kinase 4
Exons: 11
Coding region: 367-2358 (663 amino acids)
Biological process (GO): intracellular signal transduction; regulation of MAPK cascade; protein phosphorylation
Cellular component (GO): cytoplasm
Molecular function (GO): protein serine/threonine kinase activity; ATP binding
Source: RefSeq, a predicted model, not a curated record
GCUUUGCUGAAACCAUAGGAAUGCGACACACUUCGUAUUUACAAGCCCAGUGCUACAGCAUCGCCCCACUUCGUGGGUGUGUAUUUUUUCACGCCAGCUCGUUAGCCGUGUCCGUUUCAGUUUGCUGUGUGAAGUCGUGCCGACAGUUUAGCAGUUUGAUUUCUUCCCGGAAACAACUUUGCAGCUGCAGGGAGCUUGUUGGGUUUUUUCUCCUCUCCUUCUUUCUCCUCUCCUCAGCUGCGUUUCCGACAUGAGAUCAGGUGGACCGUGUGUUGCUGCUGGUUAGAGGAAUACCUGCGGUUCGAAGUGAGUAUUUCCCACUUACAUAAGAUCUGAUGCUGGGCUGCAGCUGCCUCACCCGUCAUCAUGUUCACCAAAAAGAAGAAGUCUCGUAUCCAGAUCUCUGCUCCGUCUAACUUUGAGCAUCGUGUACAUACAGACUUUGACGAGCAGGAACAGAAGUUUGUGGGGUUGCCGCGGCAAUGGCAGUCCCUCAUCGAAGACACAGCCAAAAGGCCCAAACCUUUCAUCGAUGCCACUGUCAUCACUACUGUAGAACCACGAAAGACGAUUGUACGUGGCAGCAAAUUGGGCGUGGAUGGCUCUUUAACAUGGCUGUUGGAUGAGUUUGACACCAUGUCUGUGACUCGCUCCAACUCCUUACGAAGAGGCAGUCCUCCCAUCCAGCCCCGCCGGGACUCUAGCUCUUCAGGUGGAGGAGGAGGGCAGGAAAAUGGAGAUCCUCACCACAGACACUACUCCCAAUUAGACAGGCACGAAAGAGAUAGACCCAGGCAAGACCACCAGGGUGGAGUUGACCACCACCAUGGUCAGCGUGCAGUCCGUCCUGCUCAGAGAGACGAGGGAAUUCAGGGGCGGCCCCAGCAACAGCCUCGGGGGCAAGAGCCCAGUAGGGCCCACAGGGAUAGACCUGGCACUGGCCCACCACCUCCUCACAGAGACAGAGAGCCUAGAGACCGGGACAAGGAGCAGCUGGGUCACAGGGACCAGCCAGGUGACCACAGGCCAAAAUCCAGCUAUGUGGCACGAGAUAGCAGCCCUCAGUCUCCCAGGGACAAAAGGCCUCUCUCAGGACCCAACAUCCGCACCCCAAACCUGCCAAUAACUGAAGGGGUGAUAAAGACUGCUCAACAGACAACACGGCCAUUUAAUACUUACCCGAGGACUGACAGUGAAGGUGGACGCAGCCCCACAGGACAGGCUGGCCGACACCAUGAAUCGUCCCCUCAGAACGGCCCCUCUAGUGGCCCUACCCAAGGUUCCUCCAGCUCCAAGCCCCCUGCAAACCACCAGCACUCUCAUCACACUUCGCACCCCAGCCUGACAUCCGAGGCCUCUCAGCACCCACACACCCCUCAUCCCAACAUUCCAGCUCCACGGCCCCCUGUGCCCUCUGGGCCCCCAGCAUCAAGUGCUCCGCCCCAGGGCCGCUCUCCACAGAGAGAACCCCAGAGGGUUUCACAUGAGCAGUUCAGAGCAGCACUACAGAUGGUGGUUGAUCCUGGCGAUCCACGGACUUACCUGGAUCAUUACAUCAAGAUAGGUGAGGGAUCCACUGGAAUUGUGUGUAUCGCCACGGUGAAGACCACAGGAAAACUGGUGGCUGUGAAGAAGAUGGACCUGAGGAAACAACAGCGCAGAGAACUUCUCUUCAACGAGGUAGUGAUCAUGCGCGAUUAUCAUCAUGACAAUGUCGUAGAGAUGUACAACAGCUACCUGGUUGGGGAUGAACUCUGGGUCGUCAUGGAGUUUCUGGAGGGAGGGGCUCUCACUGACAUCGUGACACACACAAGGAUGAAUGAGGAGCAGAUUGCCACAGUGUGUCUGUCUGUCCUGAAAGCGUUGUCUGUCCUUCACACUCAGGGAGUAAUCCACAGAGACAUAAAGAGUGACUCCAUCCUUCUUACUCAUGAUGGCCGGGUGAAGCUCUCGGACUUCGGUUUUUGUGCCCAGGUGUCAAAGGAAGUGCAGAGAAGGAAGUCUCUGGUUGGAACGCCAUACUGGAUGGCCCCAGAACUCAUAUCCAGACUGCCUUAUGGACCUGAGGUAGACAUCUGGUCUCUGGGUAUCAUGGUUAUAGAGAUGGUGGAUGGAGAGCCGCCAUACUUCAACGAACCGCCACUUAAAGCCAUGAAAAUGAUUAGAGACAACCUGCCUCCCAAACUGAAGAACCUGCACAAGGUCUCCCCUCUGCUCAAAGGCUUCCUAGACAGGAUGCUGGUGCGAGACCCGGCUCAGAGGGCCACAGCCAGCGAACUUCUCAAACACCCCUUCCUGGCGAAGGCGGGGCCGCCGUCCUGCAUCGUGCCUCUGAUGCGGCAGAACAGGAUGAGAUGAGAUGAAAUGUGACACUCAGACCUCAGGACUCUGGAGGAAAGUGUGAAGACUGAGUUGGAACAGAAUACUCCUGCACACAGAGGAAAGGCUGCAGAGGUCACACAACAGGCCUGUUCUUCAAGCACAGCAUUCAGAAAAGAGGUUGAAGCGGAUGUGCAGGAGUAUUCUCUUUUCCUUACGUUAGUCACUGAAAUGUGGAGUAUACAUUUCCUAAAUAAGAGGCAAUAAGGUGGUGUGUGUGUGUGUCUGUGUGUGUGCGUGUGUGUGAACGUGUGCAAUCAUAUGUGACUACAUGUUGCCAACACUGCUAAUUACAGUGUUUUACUGCGUGUGUGUGAGUGUGUUUGGAGUCAUGAAGGAGCAUCAGAGCAGCCACAACUCGCCUGUGGAGUGACUUUUGUUGCAACUGAGAAGCAAAAGCUGGACAG